Colletotrichum navitas is the source of this 690-nucleotide messenger RNA. Its product is annotated as Quino protein amine dehydrogenase. Gene Ontology annotation, cellular component: precatalytic spliceosome. The record is from RefSeq and is a predicted model, not a curated record. Gene Ontology annotation, molecular function: protein binding. The transcript has a single exon. The annotation marks the transcript as partial. Gene Ontology annotation, biological process: mRNA splicing, via spliceosome. Lineage: Eukaryota; Fungi; Ascomycota; Sordariomycetes; Glomerellales; Glomerellaceae.
UCAGCCCUUAUAGCGUCAGCAUUACAUCGCGAUAAAGUCUACAUCUGGCAUACUGACACAGGCGAGUGUACACAAGUGCUGGAGGUCCCUGACAGACCCAGAUACAAAUAUUCACCCACUCGAUCCGUCACUUUCUCACACGAUUCAACUCUGGUCUUGGCAAUAAGUAACUAUCCUGAUAUUAUUCAGAUCUGGCGUACCGAUACAGGCAAGCCAACUCAAAAGCUGGAGGGCCAUAAAAGGGUCGAAUCUGCUGUCUUUUCGCGCAACUCGGCCUUUGUAGUGUCGGCAUCGAAUGAUCAAAUCAGGGUAUGGAGCACUAAUACAGGCGACUGCGUCCGAGUAGUCCCUACAGGCGGGUGGGAUGUGCGGCUCUUGUCGACCGAGCCUGGCAACUUGACAUCCGAGCCAGGCAACUUGAUAUCCGACCUUAGCAGCACCUGUAUCGUCACCGAUACGGGCGUUGUAGCCUUUACCGAUAGUGCUACAACCUUGACUACUGUUGGCAUUGGACUUAGUCGAGAUCGUUGCUGGAUCACCUGGAACGACCAGAAACUGCUGUGGUUGCCGGUUGAAUUCCGUUAUGGGGAGACAGCUGUCCGGGGGUCGACUGUCGUGAUCGGGUGUGACUCUGGCAGACUUAUCGUUUUCCGGUUUUCCGAGACCGCUCUCCGACUGAUAUACGGCUAG